Molecule: messenger RNA, 890 nt
Organism: Phycomyces blakesleeanus NRRL 1555(-)
Lineage: Eukaryota; Fungi; Mucoromycota; Mucoromycetes; Mucorales; Phycomycetaceae
Exons: 3
Coding region: 41-391 (116 amino acids)
Source: RefSeq, a predicted model, not a curated record
UUCUCCUUUCCCUAUAAGAAUAAUUACAAUAAUUCUCAAGAUGACCAAAGAUGAGGCAAGAUUCGCAACUGCUAAACAAAAGGCACUCUUGGGCACAGUUGGACUCUGUGUUGGUAUUGCAUUUGGAACAGCAAAUAUGUUUGGCUAUGGACAGCGUACGUACAUGCGACUCUUUUCUCAUUGUAUAACAGGAUCAGCAAUGUCAGUGGCAGCAUGGAUGAGUGUCCGAGGUCUACUCGUCUCACGACAGAGUUUUCCUACCAUGUACAAGUCAGGGGUACCACACAACAAUCGACCGUUGCAACACUUACGGAUAUUGAACAACACACCUGGGUCCAUAUCUAUCAACCGCACACCUCUACCUACAUUUGUUCACAGUCGGUUCGCAUAAGGAAACAUACAUAACAUGCAUACACACAUACACCAUAUACACAGAUGCACAGAUCAGAAAUUUUGCCGCAGCUUAAAUUAAAAUAAUCAUCGUGGCAUCCAAAAAAGAAACAACAUAUAUACUACCUACAUAUGCACAACCCAACCCAACCCAACCCAACCCAAACCAAACCAAACCAAACCAAACCAAACCAAACCAAACCAAAAAGAACAACCAGCAUACAUAAUUCCAGAUGAACAAACUCACAAGCAACAAUCACACAAUUACACCUUAUAGAUUAGAAAGAAGGGAGGGGGUACGAGCAGUGACAAUGAUGCCCUUACCUUCCUCUUUGUUUUGUGAUGUUUAUACAUUGUAAUACUUACUUACUUGGCUCGUUCAUUCGUUAGUUACCUUUCGCUAUAAAUAUACCCUUUGUUUCUUAUUAAUCACAAAAAAGUUAAUAAAUAAAUAAAUAAAAUACAUAAUAAAAAUGAAAGAAUAUCUUAUAGUUACCUUC